Messenger RNA from Halichondria panicea, 13628 nucleotides. RefSeq names its product intermembrane lipid transfer protein VPS13D-like. The record is from RefSeq and is a predicted model, not a curated record. Gene Ontology annotation, cellular component: extrinsic component of membrane. NCBI's taxonomy places the organism in Eukaryota, Metazoa, Porifera, Demospongiae, Suberitida, Halichondriidae. Gene Ontology annotation, biological process: protein targeting to vacuole; protein retention in Golgi apparatus; mitochondrion organization. The coding region runs from base 147 to 13499 and encodes 4450 amino acids. The transcript has 54 exons.
AAAUGCUAGGUCAGCGUUUCUUAUCCAUACAAAGACACAGCGUGUCCAUUGCCGAUCGAGGAGGUCUCUACAGUCGCCAUGAACACAAGGCAGUGCUAGUAGAAGGUCACUGCGGGUCCAUUAUCAAGUAGCUAUAGAGUGGAAUCAUGUUGGAGAGACUAGCAGCAUGGUUUCUCAACACGUAUGUUGCAGAGUACGUGGGUAACGUGGUCACGGAUCAGCUCUCCAUCGGACUGCUCAAAGGAGCGGUGGAGCUGGAGAAGCUGCCACUAAAGAAAGACGCUCUCAAGAAACUAAAGCUACCAGUGGACAUCAAGUCAGGCUACAUUGGCAAACUGAAGCUGCAGAUCCCAGUGAGUUUCAUCAAGAGUCAGCCGUGGGUUGUACAGAUUGACCAGCUGUACAUAGUUGCUGGGCCAACACAGCCGGGGGCAUACAAUGAAGAGGAGGAAGCUGCUCGAAAGGAGACAGUCAAACAAGCACUACUAGCUAAACUAGAGAAAGAAUGGAAAACAGAGCAACAAACGAACAAGGGGAGUUGGUGGUUUUUGUCCCCACUCUCUGUCUCAUUGCCCUCCAACGUCAUCGCUAACCUGCAGAUAAUAGUGAAUGACGUUCACAUCCGCUAUGAGGAGCCUCUCCCUGGGGGGCCAUUCACUGUGGGGGUUCUACUCAACAACAUCUCAGCACAGUCAACUGAUGAGGACUGGGAGCCUCGGUUUGUGUCUGGAGAGGAGAAGGCGUUUAAACUAGUGGACCUGAAGGACUUCACCGUCUACUCUGAUUCUGAGCUGUUUGGAGAGCUGGAGGGACAGGCCUUGGUGGACUCCAUGCUGGUGAAACAUGGCUCAGUGCUAACUCAGCAAGAUCCUAUGACGGCCAGCACCCUCCUCGGAGUCACGCCCACCUGUCAAUGCCUCGUUAAACCCGUGAGCGGGCAAGCAAAACUCACAAGAAACUGCUCUAAAACACCACUCAAAAUCAGCGAUGGCCCACGGGUACAUCUAGACAUUAAACUGGACGAGAUCCCAGUACAGUUGUCAGACACACAAUACGAAGCAUUGGUUCGAGUUUCUGAGGCUUUUGGAUUAAGAGUUCGUGCGCGGAGGUUUCAACGCCGACGUCCGUUAGUGGGCGUGGCAGGAAAUGCUCGAGAGUGGUGGUGGUUUGCUAUAGAGACUGCCCUUGAGAGGAUUCGACAAAGGAACAAAACUCAAUCUAAAGAUUUUGCUCUAGAGAGGGCCCGUCAGAAUGUCGUGUAUGUGUCUGCUUACGUGCAGCAUUUGACGCAGGAGGUCUUGUCGGAGGAGACAAAGGAGGAGAUGAAGUCAAUAGAGGCGGAGCUUAGCUAUGAACACCUUGCAGUACUGAGGAAGGUUGCAAUGGCUAGGGUCAAGAAGCAGCAAGGUCUUGUGCAGGCUGUCAAGAUGAAGCUGGCGGCAGAAGCGUCCAAUCAGGGCAUUCUCCAGAGGUGGUUUCCGGGGUGGGGUCAACAGCCACACCCACCACCCUCGGACACAGAGGAGGGAGGCAACGACGACACCGACACCAUCAGCCUAUCAGAAGAAGAUGAACUGAUGAACGAACUAGGCUACGAAACUGAAGACACAGUUUUUGUGCGAGAUCGAAUUUUCCUUACUCUCUCAUUCACACUCUCCGGAGGAUCACUAAAACUACUCACAACGCCCACUCCGCCCACCAUCUCUUUCUUUGGUCCGGAGCCGCUACUGGAGCUCGGUUUCUCUUCACUCUGCUGCUCUGUUGACUUGAGGCCUCGGCUACGCUACGCCAUGCUGGACCUCUCCCUGGGUAGUCUAUCAGUGCAAGACCACACUGACCCGGAGUCUCUGUUCCCUGUACUUGUGAACCCAAAGGGAGGCGAGGUGAGUGGUGAUAGGACACCAUUACUACAGCGACAGUAUACAGUACUGGACCCCCUGGAUGCCACACCCACCUCCUCCGCCCUGUUUGAGCUCAAACUGGUUGCCGAGGAACUCAACCACGCCAAACACUACCAAGUUCAUGUACAGUCCAAACCGCUGGACAUAGUGUACAACCCUGCCACGAUUAGUCGCCUCAAGCACUUCCUGACCACCCCCCAUGGAGGGCGUGGCACAGUGGUCAUGCUGAGUCAGCAGAUACAAGACCAGACGACGGCCGGACUCAGGAAUAAACUAGAGGACAUUCUCGAGGGAGACGCCACGACGAGUGGGCGCAGUGUAGUGACUAUCAAGAUGGACAUCUCUGCCCCUCGUAUUAUUCUGCCUGAGGACUUCAACAACCCGGACUCUUCUCUGGUUGUGCUUGAUCUUGGUCAUGUGACGCUGGGAAAUGUAUCUGAUUGGUCGUCUGAUGAGUUGGGGGUGGAGCCUCACUUUAGUGGAGACGACGACGAAGACGAUGAUGACUUGUUCCAAACUCCGCCCUCUUCUCCACCCAGUGAGGAAGAAUUUACCGACAGUGAGCCACACCCACUCCCUCAGAUGAACCAAUCAGAUGUCAGACGGAGGCAGACUGACCCGUAUGAGCGCUACCUAUUGCGAUUAUCUGAUCUUCAAGUGCUCGUGGGCAAGGCCGGCGGAAAGUGGAAAGAAGCCAUACGAACAGGUCACAGUUCAAUGCACCUCCUCGACAAGUUCACGCUAUUGUUCCAGAUACAGAGAGCUGUACACCCAGUUCCCGGGAGUCUAGCGCCCAUCACUAGUCUCGCUGCCAGUCUGCCCUCCCUCAAGUUCAACAUGGAUGAGGAGAAGGUACAGACCGUAAUCUCUUGUCUCAGUGCCAUGAGUGCUACAGAAGACGACGCUAAUGAGACUACUACGCCCAUACCUCCUGUGGACGAUGCCCCCCUCUCAGACUCUAUCUACCAAUCAGCUUAUCUCCCCGAGGACAUGCCGGGCAUACCCACCAUCCAAGCAUCAUUGUACCAUUCAGCAAUUGACCCUUUUCAAGAAUCUAGAGAGGAAUUGAGUUUUGUUGAGGAUCUUGACAGAGAGGGGGUGGCAGACACGACAGAAGUGGGUGGAGCCAAAGAGAGGAAACAAAGAAAGAAUUUGAUAUGCCGAGAGAGACAGUUUUGUGCCCAGUUGGCCAUUAAUGAAGUGCUACUCAGUAUCUGCAGUCGAGGACGGCUUAUCACUGAGCUAAGGGUACCUGGCAUUAAGUUUGGCUUUGUCAAACGCCCGUAUGACAUUGGUCUGCAAGUUCAAGUGGAGGACCUGUUUCUAGUUGACCCCAUCCCUUCGUUUGGUGCAGGCAAUGAGUUGGUCAUCUGCUCCAGUGGAAGCAAGCUAUUCGACUUACCAACUACAUCUUUAGACUCCACCCAACCAGCCAAAGAUACUACAACCAGUCUACUCUCCCCACACAUACACCCUGCAGAUGACACGUCAGAAGAUCAGCAAGAACUGGACUAUUCUGUCUUCUCAAACGACGGUCUCCCUAUUGAGUUAUUCAGCACCAGUUUGGAGGAGAAUGAUCACGCUCUAUUGGUCCUCUCGUACAGCCUGCUGACACCGGAUUCCCCCCAGCACCCCGCCACUCGGGACUGGGAUGACGAGACUCCCAGUCCUGUGACAGACGAGCCCAACAUACACAGAGUCAGUCUACAGUGCACUGCAGUGGACGCUAUUGCCAAUCAGGAGGUAGUGCUGGAACUCAUCAGUUUCUUCCAGAGGGCUCUUCCCGAGGAAGUGUGGAGUGGCGGGGGCAAGAGGAGAGAGGAGGAGGAGCACCCUGACAGAGAAGAUCAGCAUCUUAGUACAGAACAGGCUCCCAGUAAACCCCUACACACGGAACUCAAUAUCAAAUUCGAGCGAUUGGGAAUUCGAUUUCUGAGGAGAAUGGCGUCUAAAAACCAGCAGCAGCUGUCGACACUACUUGUGUCAGAGAUCAUGUUGUACGGACUUGCCGUAGAGGGUACUGUCAGUACGGACGUUCUAAUACAAGGAAAACUGGAGGGCAUACGAAUCACUGAUCUAACGUCCGUGGGAAAGAAAUAUUCAAAUAUUUUAUUAAUGGGCACUGGGAGUGGCUUAACACAGGAAACCACACCCACAACAGAGGACCUAGCGAAAAACAAUCUGUCGUUUUCAAUUGGUCGCUCUCUGCGACCUAUGAACUCUAUACAGCUGAGUCGGCAAUUUGAUAUCCAUCUCGGUGCUUUCAUACCCACCAUACAAUACACACACUCAGUAAAUUUUGUCUACGAAAUGGAACUUUUUGUUUCGGCCUUCAAAGCCUACUCUACGGUUGUGAGCAACUCGUUUAAAACGGCGGCAGUGGGUGUGGCCAAGGGCUUCGUGAGCAAGGAUAGUAAACUGAUGGUGGGGUUGUCCAAAAUACACUCAUCUUUCGGGCGGAGUAAGAGUCACGAACAUCACAGCUUCAUUUCAGAAGACUUUUCUGAUACUGAGGAUUUCGAUGGAGAAGAUAUUUCAAUUAACGAAUCAAAAGACAGGAUAUAUUUCGAUUUUUCCGUCCAGUCACCAGUGAUUGUUAUUCCCAGUUCUCUAAAGAAAGAAAAUUGUUUGGUUGCCCAUCUCGGUGAGAUCACAGUUAGCAAUGAGUUUAUCGUUCCGAGCAGAGUCGCCGUGUCGUCGUCUACUGCCUCCCCCUCCGCGGUGGUAGAUCGACUCACUAUCUCGGUGUCGCGUGUGUCCCUCCAUGCCACCAGAGACGAAAUCAGUCGCCAUCAGCUACUCUCCUUCGGCAGUGAGGGAAUUCUCUCCCCCGGCUCAGUCAAAUGUUUCAAGGUUCUACGAGAAACGAGUGCAAUACUACAAGUGGAUAGACGGCUGGAACAGCUGGACACUAGUACGAGCGAACAAGGGGAGGGGUCAGAUCUGGUGAUAACGGGGAAAAUUUGCGAUCCUCUUCUUGUGAAACUACCAAAGGACGUUUUCGAUCAAAUACAGUACACGAUUAAACACGGCAUUCGAUAUAAACCAAACCCAUCCCCCCCACAAACUAAAACGUUAUCGGAGGAGACGGAUAAUUCUGAGAACACAGCGGGCAGUAUGCCGACAGCGAAUGGAGAUCCUUUACCCAGUGUGUACGCUUCUUUCUCACUACCUAAACUAUCUCUAGAGCUUAAGCACACUCUGGAAGGCAAAGAGAAGAAUUUGGUGUACAUUUCAUUUGAUGGUUUCUCCGUUCAAUGCAACAAACGUGAACCAUAUGUGAUGAGUUUCAAUCUGCUACUGAAAAGCAUAGUAAUUGAGGACCUGCUUCAACCGGAGCACUCUGAGUACCGCUACAUCUUGGCGUCAUCAUUCAAGCCCCUCCCCAUGAUGUCUCCCGUACCCACCCCCUCCAAAAGCCUCGGCUCUCUCUCAGUCACGGGCAGUUUACCGUCUUUAUCGAGACAUUUUUUCCCCCUAUCACAGCUCAUGUCCACACCUAGACCCCCCACACGGCCGGUACCCUCCCCCCUGCGGAGCUUUAAUCCCCGUUCUGAGGAGGGCCUGGACGAGACAGCUGCUGAUGUGGGGGGCUCCACGCCGGGGGGUAGCGAGGGAGGGUCCACGCUGGGGGAGGAGAGUGAAGUAGGGGAUGAUCUACUGACCAUCAGUGCGCAGUUCAUUGACAAGAAGUGUCCAUACUUCAAUACCACUUAUAAAUCCGAAUCGCUUCAUGCAUCAGUGGACUUCAGCUCUGUGUACGUGAUCAUCAACCUACAGACGUGGGUGGUGCUCUUCGACUACCUCGGUAUCGGCAUUCCCACCCCGCCCCCCUCGAGAUCAGCCACCCCCGAACCUCCUCCGAUGACCGUCCCUAGCGAACACGUAAUGACUGGGUCCACUCAUAUCCCGAGUGUCGAUCGUUCCCUCCUCGAAGAUGCUAUGGAGUUCACAUCGCUCGGUUCUGACCCGUCCAUUAGCCUGUACAGAAGUGCCUGGCAAGACCUCCCGUCACAUGAUGAGACAGCUGUACCUAAUCAGCCGUCACCGGAGAAUAGCUUAUCGCCUCCUCUGAUAGACCCCCUCGAGGGAGAUGAGGACGGGAAAUCUGUCUGGGGGGUAGACGGCAAGAUGUGUGUGGGGGUUGAGUUGAGUGUUAAGUCUCUUACAGUCACAUUUAACAAGCUGGAGCACCCCCUGGCCCGUGGGAACGUGAGUCAUGUGACUGCACAGCUGAAGCUGAGUCGAGGGAACACUGAGAUCAAGGGUAUGCUGGGAGAGGCCUCUGUGGUGGACCUCACUGAGACGGGAGCAUACUACAAGGAGAGGUUCACAACAACUGGAGAAAAAGCUUUAACCUUCGAGAUAUUCAAGUAUGGCCGUCCUGACCCGUUCAUGGAGAGGCCCUAUGACAUCAUCAUCAAGGUGGUGAUGUCAUCAGUACGCUAUCUACACACCAACCGUUUCCUGAAGGAGGUGGUCUCUUUCCUCUCCCAUUUCCCACAACUCAUCGAUGCCUUCCAGCGGAUGAAAGCCAUGGCUCAGGGGAACUUGGUGUACCACGGCCCCGAGCGUAAGGGCAGAAUGUCUUAUGAUGUGGACAUCACAGGACCGCUCCUCCUCAUCCCUAAACAUGCCUUCUCCCCCGAACUGGUGGUGGGUGACAUUGGUCAUGUGACAGUCACUAACUCAAUCAGGUACGAUGGUGAAGAGGCCACCAUAUCACACAUGAGAAGGCAGGCUGGUCUGGACGAGAUACACUCCAUCACUGGCACACACUACGGCCCGCCCACACACUCCGAUACCCCCCUCCACAUUCUCUCCCCUCAGGCUAACGCCCUCUGUGUCGCCCAUGACCCCACGACCUCUCAACAAACGGACAGCAUCUCAAGAACAAGCUCUCUUUUUUCAAACACCUCUCAAACGAGGCAAGACGAUGACUCCAUGUUUGGAAGCUUUCAGAGCAACGCCACCGUAACAGCCGAGGAAGAUCGACGCAGGAUAGAGAAACAUCUCGAGGCUUUCAAAGGUCCCUGUCUAUUGGACUGUAUUGUGGUCGAUUUAUCAGACGUGGAUGUGUUCUCAGCUCGCAAAGUGAGGGGUAAGAGAGGAGGCCGGAUUAUGCGAGAACCAGGGGAGGUGCUCAAGGAGAAGGGAGCUGCGAAGCUGUUCAUUGAGAGAAAUCUCUAUCAUGAUUUCUGUAGAGAUGUGCCAGAAUUCCAAGUGGAGGGCAGGCUGGAGGCCAUCCACGUGCUCCUGGACAAGGGCCAGCUGGAGACAAUCAAAGGUCUGGUGGAGAUGAACCUCGGGGAGGGCAUUGAAGAGUUUGAGAAGCCGUCCAGCGUCAUCCACGACCCCAUUGCUGAGCCGAUAACUACAGACGUAUGGACCGGAUUCCUGUUCAGGAUGCAGUUUGUGGGCGUGACCCUCGAGCUCCUCCAGUCCCGAUCUAGCCCCGCCCACCCCACCUCCCUCACACGAUCACUGGCACGGUUCGAUAUCCAAGAGAGUGAGUUCUCAUUCGAGGCACGCUCCAACCAGUGUCAGACUGUCGACCUCACCUCCCACUCUGUGAUUGGCUACGAUACUCGCUAUGAAGAUUAUGCUCAUGAUGCUAAACCAAGUGUGUUUGAUGAAGUACUGAGACCAAGACACACCUCCUCACGUCUCCACGGUGACGACAACAAGAAAGCUAUCCAGGUGGAGAUCCACGUCACGCUAAGUCCGAAGCAGAUCAAAGCCUCCAUCUUGUUGAACAAACUCAGGCUUAUCGGAAUAUUCGAUCUCAUUCUAGAGCUAAAGAGAUUCGUGUUUGAUAAGCUACCAGAAGAAGAUGACUCAUUUGACGAGAUGGAUGCCCCCCACAUAGCUUCGUCUCUCCUUCAACAACAGCUGGCCUCGUACCGAGUUCCCCCAGGACACAGGGAGGAGAAGAAGCCACCUCGAGACGUUCUCGUUAAACUGAGCAUGACAGAGACUGACUUUGUGGUUGUCGAGGACACCAGACAACUGAGCUCCAACGCUGUCGUGCUCAAGUCGACCUUGAUUCUCAAGUUCCGGUCAGACCGUUCCUCAGAGAAGACCAUCAACUGUUCUAUAGACGGCCUUGAACUGUUCUCCUGUGCCCUGUGUAAUGAGGAUGAGACCGCCCUCUCCAUCCUGGACCCCGUCUCAAUCUCCGUGGACGUCAAACCACCCCCCACAUCAGGGGGCGGGACCUCCAGACCACCCUCCACGUCAGGGAGUGGGGACAAUGGGUCAGCUCAAGUGUUGGAGGUUGAGAUUCAGCAGUUGAACUUCCGUCUCUCUUACAACGACAUCAAGUUAUUCCUGGGCAUAGCUCAGUCUCUACCCCCCAUGGGUGCCACCGAGGUCAGGGAAGGUCCCCUCAGCCCAACAAACCAGGAUGUUGAUGAUAAUCUAGUCAAGAGAUUGCUACCACUCGGUUUUACCAAGUCCUCUAUUCGUAAGGAGCUCUAUUUCCAUGACAACGACCCUGAUGCUGCCGCUCUCAAACUGCUGAGUCGGCAGGAAAGCGUGACCUCCAGCGACUCCACCGACACAUUAGAUGGAGGAAACAACGAAGAAGAGAAUGAUAACGAAGGCAAACCCUUCACAAUCAAAAGCAUUCAGGUUCGUGUGGGUUCUGUGAGUGUGUGUCUGAUUGACGACAGUGUGAACAGGGACGUGCCGCUGUUUGACUUCUCGUUAGCGGACCUCCAGGUAGAGCACCACCUCCAAUCGACCAAUCAGGGAGUGGCGAGGGGGCUCUUUGCCGGGGACUACUACAACAGAGGAAUAUCGUCGUGGGAACCAGUCAUAGAGCAGUGGAGCCUCCAAGUGGACUGGCAGAUGAUGGCCAAGUACAGCACUGACUUGGACAGUAACGCCCGACCAGACAGAAUGUGCAUCUCUGUAUCAUCUAAAGAGAAGCUUUGUCUGAACGUGACCAGCUCCCUCAUCCAGAUCACCAGAGCCACUCAAGCCAGCUGGAGCCAGGACCUGCAGAGGCAGAGCAGACAAGGGUCUCCACAAUCACAGAGUAAUGUUGCUAAGCAGCCAGAGGAGCCGAGACCUGUGUCCAACGUGGAGAAGGGUCUGGCACUGCUCCACUCGGUACGCUUUGUGAGCCAGACACGGCAGAGAACACUCUUUGUCCCCUUCCUGUUACGUAACAGCACGGGACUGUCCCUCAGAUUCUCCACUUUGACCUCUGUACCCUCCAAGGUGUAUGUGAGCCCCUCUGCCCUCUACGAGAAAACGAGGGUAGGUGGGCGUGGCCCUGUAGGGGGUGGUGUGUCGAUGGAACAGAGCUCCGAGUGGAUGGAUGUGCCCAUCGGAGGAGAGAGGCCAUUUGACUUCAGGACCAAGGGCAAAAUAAGACACAGGGACACACGAGUGCUUGUAGUGCACCAGCUGAUGGUCAAGGUGGCCGGUUGGUUGCCCAUAACGAUCCCCAUAUCUGUCGACAAAAUCGGUGUCUUCUUUCGUGAGAUUUGGCCGACUAACGACUCUGAUCUUGACUCCGCCCCCGAGCUACCCCCUAAUCGUGACCCCGUCCGAUUGGUGUUUGCUAUCUCCCUUAGCGAUACACAGAAAGUGGUCAAUGUGCGAUCAGCUUUGGUCAUUGUCAACAAAAUGGAACUACCACUCGACGUGAGACUGGAUUCGAACAAGGACGACCAAUCAAAAGACUCGAAUCAGACCACCCUCCUCCCCACGCUACCGGUCAAAGGAUACACGGCUGUUCCACUUCACCUCACAUCGCAAAGCAUUCGAGUGAGGCCACACGGUUGGGCCGUGGAGCACUGUAGUCGACAAUUAGCCUGGAGGCAUGCCCUGGGCAAGCAACCCACUAGCCACACGAGAGAGUGUGUGGGCCCAGGGGCUCCCUUCAAAUUCUGUGUGAGCGUACAACGAGAGAAUUAUCCGCUAGACGUGUCCCCCCAGCAACCGUACCCGGCACACACUAUCACUCUGUAUCCACCGCUAACCCUUGCCAACCUGUUGCCGUGUGACCUCCAGUUUAGUCUGGUCGGUGAUGGAGUGAAGACAGUUGUCAGGAGGGGCAAGGAGAUUGCAAUCUACUCAGUUGACUCUAUGAAGGCCAUUGAGUUUAGAGUGGCAUUGGACGGCUUUGUCACCUGUCAGUCGUGUAUUGUUUCCACGGAUACGGUGGGUCGGCUCCAGAUGAUGACCCUAGAAGAUAGUAACCAGCGACCACUCAAACUCUCCGUGAGCUGUGAACCCGUGGGCGGAACUGCCAUCAAGGUAUCCAUCACUUGCACGUAUUGGCUUAUCAACCGUACGGGUCUACCGCUGGUGUUUAAUCAGGAUGGUGUAGGGGGCGUGGCAGCGGGACAGGGGGAGGAGAACGAGAGAGCCUCCACAACCACACCCCUUCUCUUCUCGUACUCGGACGGAGACUAUAUUGAAGCGUGUAUGAUGAGAUUGGGGAGUCAGUAUCGCUAUCUGGGUGGUGGUCAGCCCGUGUGGUGUGCUCCAUUUAGAAUGAUCAGCGGCAGCGGAAUGAUUCGUGUUUUUGUACGGGCCAAAGAUGGCCGCCCUGACAGGGAGUACCAGAUUGGAGUGGAUAUUCAACGUGGGCGGAGCCAGUACCAUGGGACGAGGGUGGUUACUAUGGUAGCACGUUAUCAACUCGAGAACAAGACCCAGUACAAGAUUUCCUAUCUACAGCGGCACCAGCUAGAGGAUCAUGAGAGACUGGUAGAGCAGAGGAGAGUGCCUAUGAUCAUGCCUACUGCCAUCGUGGCCUUCCACUGGCCAAGGAUUGACCUGGACCAACUACUGUGCAUCAGAGUUGAGGACGUGUCAGACUCUCAGUGGUCAGGGGGAUUCUCGCUAGACAAGGAUCGUUCAUUUCACAUCCUCAUGAGGGGGAGAUUCGGACACUCUGUGUUCGUACGUUGUGAGAUCACUCUGAUUGGAGCGGCCUAUCGGAUUGUCCUCUCUGAUGCCGCCAACUACCCGCCACCCUUUAGACUCGAGAACCUGUCACAAAUGCCUGUCGUUUAUCAUCAGAAUCGGACCAAAGAACUAUGCACUUUGAACCCUGGACAAUCAGUGCCGUACUCCUGGGACGAGCCCAUGUUGGGGGAGGUGCUCUGUUUGCAGGUGAAGGGAGUUGACGAGAUCAAAGAGUUUGAUUUUAACACUUUUGGCACUCGUGGUAAACUAUACUACGAGAGUUAUUUCUACGUGUGUGCCGUUGGCGGUGGUGAUAACGAGAGAAGGGGGGCGGGGCACUCUCAGCUAGUACUGGACGUACCUCAGGGAACAGCUGUCAUAUUCCAAAAAAAGGACACUGAUCGUCGGACCCAGCUAUGGAGAAUGUCCGCCUCUCGGCAGCUAGUACAUAUUGCCUCGUCCCAUCGCUCCGACUCUAACAUGGUCCUGGAUAUUGCUGGUGGACGAUUACCGGAGAGGGUGGGGUUGAGUGUGCCCCUGGUAAUCAAACGAGCUAGUUCCACUCGAGCUCAGUGUCAGUCCUGGAGGUUCACUGAGGAAGGGCGGUUGCUAUUGGAUACCACCCCCCACCUCUGUGUUCAGAGCAAGCCCGGCUACGAAAGCUUAAGAGAAGGUGUUGAUGCUGUCCUUGGUUUUGUGACUGGUGGGUGUGUCCCCGCUGAGCAGAUGCUGCGUCGCUUGAAGCACUCCCCCGGCAGUGGUGUGCUGUCAGUGAGCGUCCAAUCAGAUGGCCCCACCAGAACACUCAGAGUCACAGACGUCAACACUAAGUACACGGACACUAGUCCCCAUAACGACUGGAUAGUUGUGGAACACGGUCUAGUAGCUCCCGCCAAGUCCUCUGAUGUCGACAGUUGCCAUGACAAUAGCUGGGAUAGCGAGGAAGGAGACGGAUCAUCACUAGAAAUGGAGCUAUCGCUGGUGCUGGAGGAAGGAGUGGGCGUGUCCCUCAUCAACUCUGUACCUGAGGAACUCAUCUUUGCCACCUUGUCAGGGAUUAGAGUUGACUUCAUCUCCUCCUCCAUUCAUCAAUGUCUCAACGCUACUGUGCAGCACAUACAGGUGGACAACAACCUGGCUGGGUCUAACACGCCGGUGCUGGCCUACCCCACACCUCCACCCUCGGGGGACAUAGAGUCCAGUUACCCCAUCCUCAAAGUAGUGGCUGAGAAGGUCCCUCACAAGUCACCCUUUGCACAGGUCUUCAAGCUGCUUGAAGUUAAAGUUCGUGAUGUGACGCUCCUCUUGGAAGAACGACUGUUGUUCAAGUUGCUCCAGUGGGCUGGGCUAGGACAAGCCAAGGAGGAGGAGGCUGCGAAAGAGGAGGAGAUGAUGACCAUGCUUACGCUGCACAGGACUAGCCCUCCGUUGAGUUCAAAGUUCGGCUCUAUGCAGAUCUACUUUGAGCACAUACGGAUCUCGGACAUAGAGCUACGUGUGAGCAUGCUCACUACCUCACAGCUGCCACUCGACUUGCUCAAGAUAAAACGUCGUCUCGGUUUUCCCCUCGUCAAGUUUGAGUCUCCCAUCUAUUUGGAUGGCUUCCACCAGGCACACACACUAGGGGGCGUGGGUCUGUACGUGGACUCCCUCACCAAGCACUACAAAGGAGUUGUGAAGAGCCAGUCCAUCAAGAUCCUGGGCUCUGUGGAUUUCCUAGGCAACCCUGUGGGGCUGCUCACGGACGUAGCCUCAGGGGUCACUGGUCUCAUAGCAGCACAGCCGGAUGUGUUUGGAUUGGUGAGAGAUGUCACCCACGGCAUGUCCGAUACCACCUCAAAGUUGACGGGCACAGUGUCUCACAUGUUUGGACAAGCGACUCUGGACUCGAGUUACCAGGAAGAGAGGGAGCAGAUACGGGAGAGUGCUCAGAGCAGUAGUGACCAUUUCAAGGCCGGCCUCAUGGGGCUGUCAAGUGGUGUGUUUGGGGGCGUGACCUCCAUCCUCACUCAGCCGUACAGGGGAGCACAAGAGUACGGCAUCGGGGGUUUCCUGGCUGGUAUUGGGAAGGGUAUGAUUGGCACUGUGGCCAAACCAGUCGCUGGACUGUUUGACUUUGCCUCAGGCACUACGGCUGCUCUCAGAGAGACGACUAGUCGAGUGUCCCGUUACACUCCGACCCCUGUCCGUCACACCCGCUGCUGUGUGGGGGCGAGUGGAGCACUCACUCCCUACUCUAUAUCUCAGGCGAGGGGACAGGAAUAUCUCAUGAGGCUCACAGACGGGGAGGUCAGCGAAAAAUUGGUGUCAUAUGAGCUACUCUACGAGUGUCCGUCCAAUCGGAAGGACCGUAUGAAAGUGAUCAUCUCGUCCCAGUUCCUCUACUUCUUCCGAGACAGUCCCCCCGACCCCAAGACCCUCGACUCUCGUGUGCCCCUCGACGAGCUCGCUGAGUGCAGACCAGCCAAGGGGAAAUCAAGCAUCCCCACUGUGUAUAUAGUGCUGUCCCUCAUUGACAAGGACGCCUCGUAUAGGGCUCCCAAAUACAAGUGCUCGGACGAGAACAAAGCUCACAAGGUAGCUCAACUGAUCAACUAUGCCAAGAACUUUCACGAGGAAGAGAAGCAUGUUGUUAGAACGUUAAGGCUUCAGUGUGAGACAAUCUGGUAAAUAAUUAAUUUUUCAGUUCUCAUUUUUCUGUAUACUAAUUAUGAAUUGUUACCGAGGGCAUAAUAUAUACGCCCUUGUUGUUACUGUGGUAUUUAUUACAUGCCACAAUAAUUUAUUUAUUAGAGUCAA